GCGCGAGCAGUGUGAGUGCGCUCGUGAAAGCAGCUACAACUCGCAGACUCGGCAGCAAACGCUCUUCAAACCAAACUAGAUAGUCAUAGACGGCUUUCCGAAGCUUACUGCACGAAGAAAACAUAGCGAUUAGUCUUUAUUACAACCUCGCUUUGGUUCAGUUCAUUUGCCUGGGGACGCUGGACAUGGAGCUGGCUGGGUCUGUAUAACAAACGGGGACAAAGCGGAUCAGCUCGAGCCGAGAUGAGCGCGACUAUGAGCGGCUCUGGGUCAGCGCCCUGUCGCUUCGCACAUUACUUCAUCAUAUGCGGAAUAGACAACGAAACUGGUCUAGAGCCCGAUGCUUUGGCAGCUUUGUACCAAUGGCUAGAGGCCGAUCGACAGGGCAAGGACCCAGAGGCCUUGGCAGCAGGGGAAAACUUUGAUCAGAGCCCCCUCAAAAGGACCUUUAAAUCCAAAGUUCUGGCCCACUACCCAGAGAACAUCGAGUGCAGCCCAUUUGACCAGGAUGCUGUUAACAUGCUCUGCAUGCCCAAAGGUCUGUCCUUCCGAACACAGCGUGACAGUCGGACCCCACAGUUCCACUCUUUCCUCAUCACAAGAGAAGACGGCUCUCGCACUUAUGGUUUCGUUCACACCUUCUACGAGGAGGUGACCAGCCCUCAGAUCUGCUCCGCCAUGCAGACGCUACUCCAGAUGCACCAAGCGGAGCAUAAUACAUCAGCGCAUAACUGCCCUUCGUCGUCCUCUUCCUCCUCCUCUAGCAUGGACUCUUUAGCCAGCAGCCUGGAUGAAGUCGAGUCUCCUUCCUCAUCUUCAUUAUCACAAGGGGGUCGCAGGAGCUGUGGCUGCUCUGGCGAAGGAUACGACUCUGUUCGCGACACUCUAUACGUGUCUAAAGCCAUGUGUCUAAUCACGCCUAUGCCCUUCAUGCACGCCUGUAAACGCUUCCUGUCCCAGAUCCACCUGGCCGUCACUUCACAUCAGCCACCCCCACUCCCUUUGGAAAGCUACGUCUACAACAUCCUCUAUGAGGUACCCUUGCCACCCCCUGGACGCUCUUUAAAGUUCCACGGAGUGUAUGAACCUAUUCUGUGCCAGAGGCCUGGUGUUGGGGAGCUGCCAUUGGCUGAUUUUCCAUUGGGUGAGGCCUUCCGAUUGUUAGGUGUGGAAAAUCUGGUGCAGCUUUUCACUUGUGUUCUGCUGGAGAUGCAGAUCCUCCUCUACUCACAGGACUACCAGAGGCUCAUGGUGGUUGCGGAGGGAAUCACAACGUUGCUGUUCCCAUUCCAAUGGCAGCAUGUGUACGUGCCCAUCCUUCCCGCUUCCCUGCUGCACUUCUUGGACGCCCCUGUGCCCUAUCUCAUGGGCCUGCAGUCCAAAGAGGGCACGGACCGCUCCAAACUAGAGCUGCCUCAAGAGGCAAACCUGUGUUUCGUUGACGUCGACAACCACUGCAUCGAACUGCCUGAAGACUUUCCUCAGUUCCCCAACAAGACCGAAUUCAUCAAAGAACUCAGUGAGGUGUUGCUAAGUUUUGGCCUGUCUCCCGCGGGAGGCAACACCUCCCCUGGACCUGCCAUCAGCACGCAGUCCUCCACGCUGGAGAAGGAGCUGAAGAGCACAUCCUUGAGAGAGUUAGUGGACGACAAAAGGAACGGCAACCUCGGUGGGGAGGCACUGGACAUGCUGGAACUUCUUCAAGGCAACCCGACCCUGGAGCGUUUGCAGGCUCUGGCCAAAAGGACUGGGGUGAAAGUGGCCCGUCUGGAGGCAUUGGCAGCGGGACAGAAGGCCGUAGGGGACGAGGGCGUUGGAGGAAGGUCUCCUGUUGAGGAAGAGGAGCUGAGGAACGCUAAACUGAACGUGCAGCUGAGGGAGGUGUUCGCCGCACGCUUCGCGACAAUGUUUGCGGACUACGAGUCAUUUGUGAUUCAGAACUCGCCAGAUUUGGAGUCCUGGCUGACAAACAGAGAGCAAAUGCACAACUUUGACAAGGCCUCAUUCCUUUCAGACCAGCCGGAACCGUAUUUGCCCUUCCUGUCCCAUUUCAUCGAAACGCAAAUGUUUGCCACCUUCAUCGACAACAAGAUCAUGUCUCAAUGGGAGGAGAAAGAGCCCCUCCUACGAGUGUUUGACGGACGCAUUGAGAAGGCCCGCCUCUACAACGUCCGCGCCCCCAGCUUGCGCUCAUCUGUUUACCAGAAAUGCACGUUCCUGAAGGAAUCGGCCCAGGCCAUAGAGCAACGGCUGAGAAAGAUCGACCACACGGCCAUCCAUCCUCACCUGCUGGAUAUGAAGAUUGGCCAAGGAAAAUACCAGCAGGGCUUCUUUCCCAAACUACAGGCUGAUGUGCUUGCCUCAGGGCCCACCAACAAGUGGUCCAAUCGCACAUGCUCGACUCAGCGCAGAGUGGACCGGCACAGACAGCAGAACGAACAUCUUGUGCUAGACAAUGACCUCAAAGAGAAGUACAUGCAGGAGGCCCGUAACCUGGGGAAGAACCUGAGACAACCCAAAUUAUCAGACCUCUCCCCUGCAGUCAUCGCUCAGACCAACUGGAAGUUUGUGGAGGGUUUACUGAAAGAAUGCAAGAUGAAGACCAAGCGUAUGUUGGUGGAGAAAAUGGGCAGAGAGGCUGUUGAACUGGGACAUGGAGAGGCAAACAUCACCGGUCUGGAGGAGAACACGCUCAUAGCCAGUCUGUGUGACCUGCUGGAGAGAAUAUGGAGCCACGGCCUACUGGUCAAACAGGGAAAGUCUGCGCUGUGGUCUCAUCUAUUGCACUAUCAGGCAAGAGAAGAGAAAAACGAGCUGCUGUCAGAGUCUCCAGUGUCUAAUGGCCAGGAAAGACGAAAGUCAGAGUCCAGUGUUGGUCUUCCUGCAUUACGUGUCUCAGUCAUACAGGACAUGAGACACAUCCAGAACAUGGGAGAGAUUAAGACCGAUGUAGGUCGAGCACGUGCCUGGAUCCGUCUGUCCCUGGAGAAAAAACUACUUUCCCAGCAUCUCAAACAGCUGCUGUCUAACCAGGCUUUAACCAAGAAGCUGUACAAGCGGUACGCUUUCUUGCGCUGCGAAGAGGAAAAAGAACAGUUUCUCUUUCAUCUCCUGAGCCUGAAUGCAGUGGACUACUUCUGCUUUACCAGCGUCUUCACCACCAUAAUGAUUCCGUACCGGGCCGUCAUCAUCCCUAUCAAGAAGCUUAGUAACGCGAUGACGACGUCCAACCCUUGGCUGUGUGUGUCCGGCGAGCUAGGCGACUCCGGCACCCUGCAGAUCACGAAGAAUGUUCUGGAAAUGACGUUUGACUCUGCCUUUAGGCCUCACACGCACAUCUCCAUCGCCUUCAAGCGUCAGAACCUCGGGAAGUUGACAACAGUGCAGCUGGGUCAUGAUAAUUCUGGCUUGCUUGCCAAGUGGCUGGUGGAUUGUGUCAUGGUCCGCAAUGAGAUCACUGGCCACACAUACAAGUUCCCGUGCGGCAGGUGGCUAGGGAAAGGUGUGGAUGAUGGCAGUCUUGAGCGAGUUCUGAUCGGUGAAUUUGUAGUUCCGUGCAAUGAUGAUGAAGGAGGCCGAGGGGCUAAGACUCCGCCCCUUCAGCGAUCGCCUUCCCAGAUCCGACGAAUUAGCAUCACAUCACUUACAGGACGUGGAAACAAACCAACCACCGUUCAGAUACAGGAAUCCAUCGGUGAAGCAGUCAACAAUAUUAUCAAGCAUUACCACAAACCAGAGAAAGAGAGGGGCAGUCUUACGGUUCUGCUGUGUGGUGAGGGUGGUCUGGUGUGGGCACUGGAGCAGUUCUUCCAACAUGGAUUCCGCUCCGCUCGAAUCUUUCAGAAAAAUGUCUUUGUGUGGGAUUUCUACGAGAGAGUAGUAGCGUUUAUGGACAAUGCAGAUCAGAUUGGAGACCUCCAAGAAAUACCAGAGCCUCUUGGUCUGAAUUGUGAAUCUUUCUGUCGAUACGUCAACGCCAUUAACAAUAUGCCACGCAACAUUGGCAAGGAUGGCAAGUUCCAGCUGCUAGUUUGCCUCGGGGCAAGAGACCGGUUAUUGCCGCAGUGGCUCCCUCUGCUGGCCGAAUGCCCGGUCAUCACACGCAUGUACGAGGAGAACGCGUUACUUCGAGACAAGCUCACCGUCAGCUCUCUCGUCGGUGUCCUGGAAACGCUCAAUGACUUUCCCAUCACUCUGGAGACCUCCUUUACGAAAAGCGUUGAGCUGUGAUUCCACAUACUGAGCUCAAAUUCAGACUGCUCCCCCUCUCUGCUGCCACCCUCAGGGCCAAAGCGGCUCUACAAGUUACUCUGCCUUGUGCGUUUGCUGACCUGGGAAGAACUGAGGACUUAUCAAAGCUUCUCUCAAUCUGACUGUCUCCUGCACCCCCAAAGAAAUGAACUCUGAACUUCAGAAGUGUGUUUUGUAGCAGUAUUUGGAGUUGUGCUCUUUCUAACUGAAAGUGUUGAUG
Rhinichthys klamathensis goyatoka is the source of this 4471-nucleotide messenger RNA. RefSeq names its product DENN/MADD domain containing 5B (gene dennd5b). The coding region runs from base 244 to 4230 and encodes 1328 amino acids. Gene Ontology annotation, molecular function: small GTPase binding; guanyl-nucleotide exchange factor activity. NCBI's taxonomy places the organism in Eukaryota, Metazoa, Chordata, Actinopteri, Cypriniformes, Leuciscidae. The transcript has 23 exons. The record is from RefSeq and is a predicted model, not a curated record.